Ramularia collo-cygni is the source of this 1002-nucleotide messenger RNA. RefSeq names its product related to haloacid dehalogenase, type II. Bases 1 to 1002 code for a protein of 333 amino acids. The transcript has 2 exons. NCBI's taxonomy places the organism in Eukaryota, Fungi, Ascomycota, Dothideomycetes, Mycosphaerellales, Mycosphaerellaceae. The record is from RefSeq and is a predicted model, not a curated record.
AUGUCCAGACGGACUGCCUUGGUGGCCCCUCCACCAAACCCGAACAAGAGGAGGGAAACCAAUCCACUCGCCAGACCCGAACUUUUGAGAGUCAAAUGCCUCUUCUUUGAUGUGUUCGGAACAUGCGUGGACUGGCGCUCAUCCAUGACAGAUGCCUUGUACAGAGCAGUAUGGGGCUCCCUCAAACAGCGCAGGAGCACUAUAGAUGGGCAAAUCUACACCAAGGCUUCCGAAAUGACGUACGAAGAAUGGGGCGAUCUAGCUCAAGCAUGGCGAAACUCCUACCUGUCCUUCACAAAGUCCGUGGCUUUCGACCCGACCAUUCCAUUCAAGGCCAUAGACGAUCAUCACUUGGAAUCACUUCGUGUGAUCUUGUCGGAGUACGGACUAGUCGCAACACGUAGAGUAGGACUCUCUGAAGAUGUAUACGAGACCUUUGAUGCAUCCCUCUUCACUGAGGAUGACAUGUACUACCUGUGUUYGGAGUGGCACCGUCUCACUCCGUGGAAGGAUGUCGUCAAUGGUAUCCGCCAGCUGAACACUAGAUUCAGGACCUUCACCCUCAGUAACGGUAAUUUGUCGCUGUUGAACGACUUGGUCCAGAACGCCGGCCUUCCUUUCACGGGCGUCUACUCUGCGCAGAUGUUCAAGACCUACAAGCCCAAUUCAAAGGUCUAUCUGGGAGCUGCCGAAGCGGCAGGUGUGCGUCCAGAUGAGUGCAUGAUGGUCGCCGCUCAUCUGGACGAUUUGAAAUUCGCCAGGAAGAAUGGGUUUCGCACMAUGUAUGUGGAGAGACCGGCGGAGGAGCGUCAUCCUCAUCUGCGGUAUGAGAGGGAUUUGGUGGACAUAUGGGUGACCUUGGAGGAGUACGGCUUCAUGGCGGGUGCUGAGAGAAUCGGAAUUGACGUGAUACGGGAGCCAAGGCCCGGCGAUAUCCAUAAGAAUGAUGAGCCAAUUCUCGACGAGGAGACUCGUGAGGCUAUGACGAGGACCAGAGUUUGA